Linum tenue is the source of this 1205-nucleotide messenger RNA. NCBI's taxonomy places the organism in Eukaryota, Viridiplantae, Streptophyta, Magnoliopsida, Malpighiales, Linaceae. The record is from the annotation of a GenBank genome assembly.
AGGCAACAGCCAGAAAAGAACUAAGCAAGAAGGCUAGCUGCGCUUCCUUUUUCCCCUGAAAAGUGAUAUAAAAUCCCAACAGCCAGCACUAACCCAAUCAAGCCCAGACCAAAACCCACAAAACCAAAAAAACCUCCCCCUUCUCUCUGCAGUUACAGCCCCAAUAAAGAAACCGGGGAAAAAGAAAGCAAGAAACAGCAAUGGCGGCACUAGAUUUGGAGAUCGGUUCUUCGUCGUCAUCAUCGUCGAUGCCGCCGAAGGUGAUAAGGUUCCUCUCCUGCCUCCUGCAGCGAGUCGCCGACUCCAACGACGUCAUGAUGACCCAAUUCUGCGGCGGCGGCGGCGGCGGAGGAUCGAUGUCGAUCUUCCACGGGCUGAGCCGGCCCAACAUUUCCAUCCACAGCUACCUGGAGAGGAUCUUCAAGUACGCCAAUUGCAGCCCUUCCUGCUUCGUCGUCGCCUACGUUUAUCUGGAUCGUUUCGCGCAGAAGCAGCCUUCGAUUCCCAUCAGUUCGCUCAACGUCCAUCGUCUCCUCAUCACCAGCGUCCUCGUCUCCGCCAAGUUCAUGGACGACAUGAUACUACAACAAUGCGUACUACGCGAAAGUUGGGGGGAUCAGCAGAGAAGAGAUGAAUCUGCUGGAAGUGGAUUUCCUGUUCGGGAUCGGAUUCGAAUUGAAUGUGACACCAACCACGUUCCACACUUAUUGCUCCCACCUCCAAGCUCAGAUGGCGAUUCUCCAAUCCCCUCCUUUCCCUUUACAGCUUGUGGAUCCGACGGUUGAAAUGGACAUGGCAGCCGCAGCCUCAGCCGCCAGAUCAUCGUUAAGCGUUCACCAUUGCUGCUACAAUGAGGACGAUUCGACCCAUCAGCAGCAACUCGCUGUUUGAUUCAUACUCUGUCCUUUCCCUUUUGAUCUUUUCGUUUUGUUUGGUUUCUAGAUCGAGUAGUUUUUGUGUAGGUGGGAAGGGCGAUGAGUUUUGGGUUCAACAAUUUGCCCACUUUUUUUUGGCUAUGUGAAGUUUGGAAGAACUUUGGGGGGGCGAUUUUUCUUGUAAGCUACUUCACGGGAAAGUGCGUAAUGGUCAAAUCUCUCAUUUGGCACAGCUGCUGCCGCAAUACACUUUUGGAGAAAACUAUUUCUGCGUUCUGCUGCUGCUCUUUGUUUGUCUUUUCAUAUGGGUUAAAUCUGUUACAAUUUACA